Messenger RNA from Penaeus vannamei (Pacific white shrimp), 2801 nucleotides. NCBI's taxonomy places the organism in Eukaryota, Metazoa, Arthropoda, Malacostraca, Decapoda, Penaeidae. The record is from RefSeq and is a predicted model, not a curated record.
AUGAAGAAACAAAGCCACUUGGACGCAGAGACAGCCACUUCAUGGGCGCCAGGGUUCAAGGAAUCCCAGGUCAAGAAGAACCAGCAGCGCGCCCUCAUGAUCCUGGAGAGCAAGAACAUUCCGUUCGUGACCAUCGACAUCACCGACCCGGGCUGCGAGGACUCCAAGGAUUACAUGACGAGAACGCGGCCCAAGGGGAACAACAAAGUGCCCAUGACGCCGCAUUUCAACGAUGCCGAGUACUGCGGGGAUUUCGAAGACCUUGACAUGGCCAACGAGACGGACACACUGGGCGAGUUCCUCAAACUCACAGACGAAGAGAAGAAGAGCAUCAAGAUCGGGAUCACGAGUCUCUUACCCGAAGAGAGAGCCAAACAACAACAACAGGAGGGGGAGAAGAUGACCAAUGGCGUGUCAGCCAGUCGAGAGGCUGAGGUGAACGAGGUACCUGCCGCCACGACUGAAUCCACCACAGAAGACGAAGGGUUGAGAGAAACAGAAGACGUCAGUGGAAAGGUGAACGAGGAACCAGCGGCGGAGGGUGUUGAUGCAGAAGUGAUCUCUGAAGAGUUGAAGGAAGAGAAAGGUGAAGAAUUGGAAGCUGCUGGUGCUGGUGAGGUUAAGGAAGAGAAAGAGAAAGAGGAGGAAGAAGGAGAAGAAGAGGAGGGAGAGGAAGGGGAGAGGAAGAGGGAGAAGAGGAAGGUGAGGCAGGAGAAGCAGACACAUCAACGAAAGUCAAAGAAGAGGAAGAGGAGGAAGCCGAAGCAUAGAGACGAUCAUAGACCUUAAGACAAAACCUACAUUAAGCCUGCCAGUCACCAAUCAGACAUGAUGAAAGGGAAAGUAGGAAAGUAGCGCUCCAUCAACGCAGCGAAACGCAACAAGAGGAGAAUCUCACCACCUGCUAUGAGAUUGAGCCCAUACCGUUUUCAACAUCUGGUUUCAUCUCUUUUUUUUUUUGUGUGUGAGAUGACUAGAUGGCGAGCAACAGAGCAUUUGGAAUACCACUGCCAACAAGUUGCUCACAGCCAACUCCUUGAAUGGUGAAGAUAAAGAAUGGAAAAAGAAAAAGAAAGAAAAUUACUGCAUUCUACGAUAGGUUAUAUAAAACUACCAACCCUUUCUCUAAUGACUUCAUUCACAAGCCCAUUUCAACCACGUUCCUAUACUUUACAUGACAAACCAUAUUGCCCGGGUGUGUCCUGGAGCCGAAAAUUGCCAACUCAGAUUAAGGAAAAAAAACAAGCCAAAAAGCGAAAGACAGACAUAACAUCAUCUCAUCAUCUUGAUAUUAUGUACACAUAUGUACUGCAUGGACUACACCUCUCUUACAAUGCUCUCUCUCAUUUUUCACUCCUUCCAGACUAAUUGUUUUGUAGAUCUGUUGUGAUCUAAUGAAGAUCCUAAACAAAUGAACUAUUUUAGCUCCUGGUAUCAUCAUCUAUAUGAAAAGCAUAUACUCUAUAUACUCAUAUGAAUCAGUAUUACUAAAUGAUAUGACUCAUCCUUAUAAUUGAUGUUAUUAUAAGUAUGUAAGUAUUUAUGAUUCAUUCAUAAAUAUUUAAAAUCCAAAGGACGUUGGCAAUGUUCAGCGAUGCAAUAAAUUGAUCAUAAAAUUUUGCUGGUUGUCUUUUCCAGCAUCUUUGCGAUGUUUUUUUUUUAUUUUGAAAAGUAUAUAUGGCCAGUGAUUGCAAAAAUGAAGAAAAGUUAAAAAAAAAAAAAAAAAAAGUUUAUAGAUGCAAGAUCCUCAAGGGAAGCAGACAAUAAAUAUAUAAGAAAGUUAAUAUGUACGUAUUUAAAUUACCAUCUCAGAUGUGUGUAGGAGUUGCAGAAAAACAAAACUUGAUAAGUGCAAUAUAUAUGACUAAUGAUAUAGAAAAGAUAACACUGCCACUACCUGUGUGUUGUGACAGGUUGUGAUGAAGUUGUACGUUUUUUCACAUGCCAGGAACCUGCCACAUUUAUAUGCAAUUGAAGUGUAUCAUGAGCAUACACACACUCACAAACACUUGCAAACACAUAAAUAAAAAUACUUGUAAACACACAAACAUACACACACAUGCUAAAACACAUAUGUAUGUCAUUGUUGUAAAAGGGAGAAAUCAUGAAAUGAUUCACACUUAUUGAAUGACAUUUAUAUGUCUUGUUUUUGUAUUUUUUCUCUUCUUUUUUUAAAACUGUCAUCGAGCUGGAGAACACAUCUCAUUUUGUUGCAUUUUUUUUUUCUUUGUUUAUUAUUAUUACAUUUUUAUUCAUAUUCUUUUCUUUCCACUUCCUCUCUCUCUCUCUUUCUUUCUCUUUUUCUUUUCUUCUUUUAUUUUUAUUAUUAUUUUUUGCUUCAUCUCUUUCCUUCCUAUUUUUAUCAAGUGAUAAUCUUUUUAUUUUUCCUUUUUUUCUUUUCUUUUUUUUAUCAGUCUUUCCUCCCAUGUAGAAUAUCAUUAAUUGCAUCCAUUGAUAUUCUCAUUAUUGAUGUUGAAGAACAUAUCAUUCAAAUUUUUCACAUGUAAAUGAUACAUUGGGAGCAAAGAUGCAUUAAAAAAACAUAAAAACAACAAAUAAUAGAAAAAAAAAAAAAGUUUUUGUUAUGCGAGUGGCUCCAAAUGUUUGUUUUUGUUCAAAUUUGUAAUGUUUUGAGAGCUUCUGCUGAAUUUUUAGUGAAGCAGGGAAGCACUUUCUCGGUUUGUAUGUGAAAUCUUUACAGAGAAGCUUUCCUGAGUUUCAGAAAAGCAGAGGAACAUUUGGUUGUAUGUGAACUAAGUGAAUGUACCUGUUUUACUUUAUAAAUAAACAUGAAAAUCAAA